GCUGGCAAAAAUAAUUUUUACUAGUGGCCCUUGAUAAAUCUAGUGCCUUAAGAAAAAAGAUGGGGUUUGGAAAUGACCUGAAGUAUUCUCAUGAAGCUUUGCAGAAACUGCAAGAUUGGGAAUUACGGCUAUUGGAAACAGUGAAGAAAUUUAUGGCGAUGAGAAUAAAAAGUGACAAAGAAUACGCAUCCACUUUACAGAAUCUUUGCAAUCAAGUUGAUAAAGAGAGUACGUCACAACUCGAUUAUGUCAGUAAUGUAGCAAAGUCAUGGUUGCUUAUUGUGCAACAAACAGAACAGCUUAGCAAGAUCAUGAAGACACAUGCAGAAGACUUGAAUGCUGGGCCAUUACAUAGACUUACUGUGAUGAUUAAAGACAAACAACAGAUAAAGAAAAGCUAUGUAGGUGUUCACCAGCAAAUUGAGGCAGAGAUGUUCAAGGUUACAAAAACUGAAUUGGAAAAAUUAAAAUGUAGUUAUAGACAAUUAAUUAAAGAAGUAAACUCUGCCAAAGAAAAAUACAAGGAAGCAUUAACUAAAGGCAAGGAAACUGAAAAAGCCAAAGAUCGUUAUGAUAAAGCCACAAUGAAACUUCACAUGUUGCACAAUCAAUACGUGUUGGCAUUGAAAGGAGCACAGUUACAUCAGCACCAGUAUUAUGAUGCUACACUUCCUUUAUUCCUUGACUCUUUACAGAAGAUGCAAGAAGAAAUGAUUAAAGGACUGAAAGGAAUCUUAGAAGAAUACAGUCAGAUCACCAGCCUUGUGACAGAAGAACUAGUGAACGUUCAUAAAGAGAUCCAGAUAUCUGUUGAACAAUUAGACCCUGGUUCAGAGUACAGUAGUUUCAUAGAAACCCACAGGACAUCAGAUAUUGAACAACAAGAAAUUGAAUUUGAUACAUCAUUAUUAGAAGAAAAUGAAAAUCUUCAAGCUAAUGAGAUUAUGUGGAAUAAUUUGACAGCUGAAGGUUUACAAACUAUGUUGAAAACUGUAGUAGAAGAACUGAUUCAGACACAGCAGACACUUCUAAAUAAGGAGGAAUUAGUUCUGGAAUUAGAAAAGAAGAUAGAAGAGUCUUCUAAGAUCUAUGAAAAAAAAUCUGACAUUGUGCUUCUGUUAAGCCAGAAGCAAGCCCUUGAAGAAUUAAAGCAAACUGUUCAGCAGCUAAAAUGCACUGAAGUCAAAUUUGUAGCCCAGAAGGAACUUCUUCAACAAAAAGUGCAAGAAAAUGAUGGAAAAGAGCCCCCACCUGUUGUCAAUUAUGAGGAGGAUGCCAGAUCAGUCUCUUCCAUGGAUAAAAAAGAUAAAGUUUCCAGGUUUGAUACUAUCCGACAUUCCAUUGCUGGUAUGAUAAGAUCCCCAAAGUCUAUGUUAGGCUCUUCAUCAAUAAGUGGGCAGUUUUUUGAUGUAAUAUCAGCGAGUGAAAAACCCCUGGCAGAACAAGAUUGGUAUCAUGGGGCAAUUCCAAGAAUAGAAGCUCAAGAGCUAUUAAAACAGCAAGGGGACUUUUUGGUGCGAGAGAGCCAUGGGAAGCCUGGUGAAUAUGUCCUUUCUGUGUUUUCUGAUGGACAACGGAGACAUUUUAUCAUUCAAUAUGCUGAUAAUCAAUACAGAUUUGAAGGAACAGGAUUUUCAACAAUUCCUCAGCUUAUAGAAUAUCAUUAUACAACAAAACAUGUGAUUACAAAGAAAUCAGGCGUUAUUCUUCUGAAUCCUGUUGUUAAGGAUAAAAAAUGGAUUCUCAAUCAUGAAGACGUCAUUCUGGGAGAACUACUUGGCAAAGGUAACUUUGGUGAAGUCUAUAAAGGAACAUUAAAAGAUAAAACACCUGUUGCUGUAAAAACAUGUAAAGAAGAUCUUCCUCAAGAACUAAAAAUAAAAUUUUUAUCAGAGGCCAGAAUACUCAAACAAUAUGACCAUCCCAAUAUCGUAAAGCUUAUAGGAGUAUGUACUCAAAGGCAGCCUAUUUAUAUUGUGAUGGAGCUUGUUCCAGGAGGUGAUUUUCUUUCCUUUUUAAGAAAGAAAAAGGAUGAGCUAAAAACCAAACAGUUGGUGAAAUUCUCAUUAGAUGUUGCUGCUGGGAUGGCGUAUCUUGAAUCCAAAAACUGUAUACACAGGGACCUUGCUGCAAGAAACUGUCUAGUAGGUGAAAAUAAUGUUCUCAAAAUUAGUGACUUUGGGAUGUCUCGUCAAGAAGAUGACGGAGUAUAUUCAUCUUCAGGAUUAAAGCAAAUUCCAAUUAAAUGGACUGCCCCAGAGGCCUUGAACUAUGGACGGUACACCUCUGAGAGCGAUAUAUGGAGCUAUGGAAUUUUCCUCUGGGAGACUUUCAGCUUAGGCGUAUGCCCGUAUCCAGGCAUGACUAAUCAGCAAGCACGGGAACAAGUAGAGAAAGGCUAUCGAAUGUCAGCACCUCAGAAGUGUCCAGAAGAUAUCUAUAAAAUAAUGCAACGGUGUUGGGAUUACAAUCCUGAAAUGAGACCAAAAUUCAGCGAGAUUCACAAAGAGCUGUCUGCACUGAAAAAGAAGGUGACAUCAUGAGAAAUUAGUAGGACUCAAUAAACAGGACUUCCUUUUUUGUAGAAAAGUAUUAUUUUUCCUGUCACAAAUCCGACACAUUUAUAUCACAUUUCUUCUGAUAUUCUUCUUGGAUUCCUUUUUUAAAUAAUAAUAAAAAAACUGCUCUAUUCAAGUGUGCCCAACCUGAAGAAUGUCAAAAUAUCUAUGAUAAAAAAAGAGUGUUCUGCAAAGUGCUUUUUAUGCUGUCAUUUAGAUUUUGUGUAAAUAGAUAAACAUGUAAUAUAUGUGUAGAGUUAGGAAAUUCUGGCUCAUUUAGAUAUUUCUGUGAUAAAUCCCAAAGAAUAUUUUGGGCCCUUUGUUUCUCCUUUUCAAUCCAUGCACUUGCAACAGUCUUAGUGUAAGCCCAGUGGUUCAUGAAUCAUUCCCAUGAAUUUUAAAGCUAAAGGCACAGUUUUCAAUGUAUCUUUUAAGGAAAGGAACACACACAUGCAAAAUCACCAGCUGAUGCAAUACUGAAUAUGUGUUUAUUCAAGAGCGUUAUGUAAGGAUAUGCUUGUGGAAUGCGGAGUUUGGGCACAUGUUUUUAAAAGACAUUUCAAUAUAGUAAUUAUUUCUAAUAUUGGAUAUUAUUUAUUUGCAUCUU
Thamnophis sirtalis is the source of this 3165-nucleotide messenger RNA. NCBI's taxonomy places the organism in Eukaryota, Metazoa, Chordata, Lepidosauria, Squamata, Natricidae. The record is from RefSeq and is a predicted model, not a curated record.